AUGCCAAAAGUCGCAGCCAGCCGAAAAUCGAAGCUCGAGUCCUAUGUCAAGGAGUUCGGAAACGACAUACUCUCCACAGAUGGAAUGGUACUGCUUUGCAAAAUCUGUGAGAAAGAGGUAUGCGUUGACAAGAAGUUCCAGGUAGUGCAACACGUCAAAGGUGUCCUCCAUAAAUCAUUAGCUGAGAAGAAGAAAAGAUCUUCUUCAUCAAGCUUGGUGCAAUUGACAACACUGAAUCGCGCAUCAGGGAAGCUGUCCCAAUUCAAUAUGGAUCUUUGUGAUGCCUUUGUCUCGGCCGGGAUUCCGCUGUGGAAACUUGAGAAUGAAAAGCUCCAGAACUUCCUCCGGAAUCACGCUAGGCAAGAGGUCCCAUCUUCUUCGACUCUUCGAAAGGGCUACCUGCGAAGUAUAUACGAGGAUAAGCCGGAAUACAUCAGAAGUCGCGUCGCAGGAAAAUAUAUUUGGAUCUCGAUUGACGAGAGCACUGAUGCCGUGGGUCGAUUCAUCGCUCAAACCAUAGUCGGAACACUGGAUACCUCGGAGAGUGGAAGAUUCCUCUUGCAUGCGGAAUGUUUAGAUAAGACGAACAGUUCGACCAUUUCCCAAGCCUUCAUGAAUUCACUGAGCUUACUGUGGCCUACCGGCGUUGAGCACUAG
Messenger RNA from Galendromus occidentalis (western predatory mite), 657 nucleotides. RefSeq lists its product as uncharacterized. Gene Ontology annotation, cellular component: nucleus. The coding region runs from base 1 to 657 and encodes 218 amino acids. Gene Ontology annotation, molecular function: double-stranded DNA binding. The transcript has a single exon. The record is from RefSeq and is a predicted model, not a curated record. NCBI's taxonomy places the organism in Eukaryota, Metazoa, Arthropoda, Arachnida, Mesostigmata, Phytoseiidae. Gene Ontology annotation, biological process: regulation of transcription by RNA polymerase II.